ACAAAAAAGCAGCCUCUAUUCUUAAUGUUUCAGCUCUUGUUAACAAAUCAUACAAAGCAAUCAUCAGACAUUUUGAAGCAUUAGCUCGAAAUAAUAAAUGGACAAACCAGGACAGAUCAAUAUGGCCAGUAUCAAAAGAGUCUCUUAUCAA
This is a messenger RNA of Racocetra persica, 151 nucleotides long. NCBI's taxonomy places the organism in Eukaryota, Fungi, Glomeromycota, Glomeromycetes, Diversisporales, Gigasporaceae. The record is from the annotation of a GenBank genome assembly.